Molecule: messenger RNA, 837 nt
Organism: Diplodia corticola
Lineage: Eukaryota; Fungi; Ascomycota; Dothideomycetes; Botryosphaeriales; Botryosphaeriaceae
Product: enoyl-hydratase
Exons: 2
Coding region: 1-837 (278 amino acids)
Biological process (GO): fatty acid beta-oxidation
Cellular component (GO): mitochondrion
Molecular function (GO): enoyl-CoA hydratase activity
Source: RefSeq, a predicted model, not a curated record
AUGGCUUCCACACCAAGCUUCAGCACACCCCCACCAAAGACGCAAUACUGCAUCCUCUCGUUCCCAGCCCCCUAUGUCUUACUCGUCACCCUCAACCGGCCCAAGGAGCUCAACUGCAUCAACACGGCCGGUCACGCCGAGCUCGACGAAGUCUGGACCUGGCUAGACCGCGAGCCCGCCCUUCGUGUCGGCAUCAUCACCGGCGCCGGGCGCGCCUUCUGCGCGGGCGCAGACCUCAAAGAAUGGAACCAAUCCAACUCAUCCAACACGCCACGCCAGCAACCCAGCGCCUCAGGCUUUGGCGCGCUGUCGCGGCGCUCGGGGCUGAAGCCCGUCAUCGCGGCCCUCAACGGGCUGGCGUACGGCGGCGGGUGCGAGAUGGUCAUCAACGCGGACAUCGUCGUCGCGGCGCCCUCGGCGACGCUCGCCCUGCCCGAAGUCAAACGUGGCGUCGUCGCGCUGGCCGGCGCGCUGCCCCGCCUCGUGCGCACGGUCGGGAAGCAGCGCGCCAUGGAGAUGUCGCUGACGGGACGCACCGUGUCCGCGCAGGAGGCGAGGGAGUGGGGGCUGGUGAACAAUGUCGUAGGGGAGGGGGAGGGGGAGGUUGUGAAGGAGGCGGUGCGGCUGGCGGAGAUGAUUGUGGGAAAUAGCCCGGAUGCGGUGAUUGUGACUAGGGAGGGCGUGAAGAUUGGGUGGGAUGGCUUGGGCGCGGAGGAUGCGACGAGGAUUUGGGGGGAGAGUUGGUAUCCGAGACUGCUGGGUGGUGAGAACAUGAAGGAGGGUGUGAGGGCGUUUGUGGAGAAGAGAAAGCCAGAGUGGAAGGCCCCCAAGCUGUGA